ACAUGAUCGUCCCCAUGAGGACCCACAACGACGAGAAGCCGUACAGGUGUGACCAAUGCACGAAGUGCUUCAGUCUGAAAGGCAUCCUGACGCGCCACAUGAUGACUCACUCUGGGGAGAAGCCCUACAAGUGUGACCAAUGCACGAAGCGCUUCAGUCGGACAAGCCACCUGAAUAUCCACAUGACAACUCACUCCGGCGAGAAGGCCUACAAGUGUGACCAAUGCAUGAAGUGCUUCAGUCAGAAAGGCCAGCUGAAUAUCCACAUGAGGACUCACACUGGGGAGAAGCCCUACAGGUGUGACCAAUGCCCGAAGCGCUUCAGUCAAGGCCGCGCCCUGAAGUUCCACAUGUCGACUCACUUUGGGGUGAUGCCCUACAGGUGUGACCAAUGCACGAAGAGCUUCCAACGGAAAUGCGACCUGGAGAUCCACCUGAGGACUCACUCCGGUGAGAAGCCCUACAAGUGUGACCAAUGUACGAAGCGCUUCAGUCAGACAAGCAACCUGAAGAUCCACAUGAGAACUCACACCGGCGAGAAGCCCUACAGGUGUGACCAAUGCACGAAGUGCUUCAGUCUGAAAGGCACCCUGAAGUUCCACAUGUCGACUCACUCUGGGGAGAAGCCCUACAGGUGUGACCAAUGCACGAAGUGCUUCAGUCAGAAAGGCAGCCUGAAUCUUCACAUGAGGACUCACUCCGGGGUGAAGCCCUACAAGUGUGACCGAUGCACAAAGGGCUUCAGUCUGAAAUGCACCCUGAAUAUCCACAUGAGAACUCACACCGGCGAGAAGCCCUACAAGUGUGACCAAUGCACGAAGGGCUUCAAUGUGAAAGGCAACCUGAAGAUCCACAUGAGGACUCACUCCGGCGAGAAGCCCUACAAGUGUGACCAAUGCACGAUGCGCUUCAGUCAGAAAGGCACCCUGAAGAUCCACAUGAGGACUCACUCCGGUUAGAAGCCCUGCCUGUUAGUGCAUUGCAACGCCAGCUACAGCGACCCAAGCAAUUUGAGUGUGCACAUGCUCAAGCACACGGGCAAUGGGGUGCUUUCACACAGGGUAACGGGGCGCUUUGAUUGAGACCUCUGUCCGGUAUUUGUCGAAAUUACGGCUUUUAGUUUUUCUUUUUAUCAGGAUUAAACACU
Molecule: messenger RNA, 1147 nt
Organism: Gadus macrocephalus (Pacific cod)
Lineage: Eukaryota; Metazoa; Chordata; Actinopteri; Gadiformes; Gadidae
Product: zinc finger protein 782-like
Exons: 1
Coding region: 3-959 (318 amino acids)
Biological process (GO): regulation of transcription by RNA polymerase II
Molecular function (GO): DNA-binding transcription factor activity; RNA polymerase II cis-regulatory region sequence-specific DNA binding
Source: RefSeq, a predicted model, not a curated record